Nerophis lumbriciformis (worm pipefish) is the source of this 402-nucleotide messenger RNA. NCBI's taxonomy places the organism in Eukaryota, Metazoa, Chordata, Actinopteri, Syngnathiformes, Syngnathidae. The record is from RefSeq and is a predicted model, not a curated record.
GAAAUGGCCAAUAGCACCGCAACGGCAGGGAAGGUUAUCGGAGCACCUGGACCUGCAGGCAGAAGUAGCCCCGAAGGAUCUCAGGUGCUUAGCAAGAAGAAGCUUCAAGACCUGGUAAGAGAAAUUGACCCCAACGAGCAGCUGGAUGAGGACGUUGAGGAGAUGCUGUUGCAAAUUGCUGACGACUUCAUUGAGAGUGUUGUCACGGCCGCUUGUCAGCUGGCGCGCCAUCGCAAGUCCAACACCUUGGAGGUCAAGGAUGUCCAAUUACACCUCGAGCGUCAAUGGAACAUGUGGAUCCCGGGUUAUGGCUCAGAUGAGAUCAGGCCCUUUAAGAAAGCGUGCACAACAGAGGCUCACAAACAGAGGAUGGCCCUGAUUCGCAAGACAACCAAAAAGUAG